UCCAAUGCGCACGCGUAAUCACAAUACUAGUAACAAAGUGAAGUUCCUUGGAUUACGUCGUUGUUUAUUAUUUCAACAGAUACACCAUCUCAACUCUAGAUAAUUUAAUACAUUUAUCACAUAGAGUUGCCACUGACUACCGGAUACAGUAGCCGAGUCUUAUGCUGCUGUUUGCUUAUUAGGUCUUCAGAAGUGUAGGGUGAUCAAUCAAUGAAGAAUGUCAUCUCUGUUUUGCUCAAGUGGUAACAAGCAUAGAAUAAUCAAGAUACAUGGAAAUUGAGGAUGAUGGUAGAAAGUUAACUUAUUGACCAUGACUCAGUGGAUGUGUGAAAUCUUUGAGUAGGAAACAAAAACUACAGUACAAUAAAUGGAAUGAAUUAAAUGCUCAAUAAAAGGAAAGUUCUGGUUGAAAUGCAGUAUUAAUAAGGAAAGAAAAUGAUAUUUAAACACCAAACAAUUUAAUUGAUGAACACAUUGCACAGCUAAAAGUAGCAAGCACAAUCUGUUUUACUGAAUGUUUACUGAUUUGGAGAAAUUCAUUUGAUUUAUUGUUGUCCAAUGGUGAACACUCACCAUCCAUGUAUAUGCACAUGUACAUGUGUGCUUAUGCACAUAUACAGACAUACACACAUAUACAUGCAACACUCAUAUACUGAUUUUGAAUUGGCGUCAUUAAGUAUGAAUUAAAACAUCACCCUGUUCUUUAAUGUCUGGGAAAUAUUCUAAUAAGGAUAUUUUCCAGAAUGCUACUAGUCCUGAUGAAAUGUUUUCUAAAUGCAACAUGGCUUCUUCUGAUGCAGUUGACUUUAUUGCUGAUGUAAACAAUCAGACUUCUCAGUCUGAAAAACCUUAUAAGUGUAGCUACUGUAAAAAAUCUUUUACUCAAUCUGGCCAUUUGACCACACAUGUUCGUACACACACAGGAGACCGGCCAUUCCAGUGUCCUUACUGCCCAAAGGCUUUCACUGACCGAGGCAAUCUUAAUACGCAUAUUCGUACACAUACAGGUGAGAAACCAUUCAAAUGUGAAUUAUGUGAGAAGGCUUUCACAUUUCAUAUUCAAUUGAGUCGUCACAAAAAAGUUUGCAUGUCCAGGAAUACAAAUUCCACAUCAAGUUUUCAGAUGGAUGAAAAGAACAAUAAUCAUAACACUACCAUUGCUGUUGCUAAUCAAUCUCAAUUUAAUAAUUUUACAUCUGAUAUCAGUCCUAUACAAAGUGCUCCUUUUAGUGAAAAUAGUUUAUAUUCAGCAUCAUCUGGUUUUAUCUUAAGUGAAUGUUCUGAUGAUAUGCAACAACCCACUAAUUUGUUUUUCAGUAAAAAUGAAGCAAACAAUGCAGUCUCCAGUUUCCAUAAUGAAUCAACAUCAUCAAAUAACAUGUACAGUGAUGCAAAAGAUUCCUCUUCCAUUUGUGGCUCAUCGAAAGAUUUACGUGAAAUUUCUGCUGACACAGUUGUGUCCAGUUGUAGUUUGUUAAAUACAGAAACUUAUGAUUUGUAUAAGUCUGAGGAUGAAUCCUUGCCAUACACAAAUGUCUCAAAACAUGAGAAACAUAAAUUCCACCCCCAAACCAAUAGUAUAUAUGUAACUGCUAAUAUGACUAACACUGGUUUUAAUAGUCAACAGAUUGAAGAAAGUGGAACUAGUUCCAUACAGAAAAAUGCUUGUCUCUCUGAAAAUAUCAAGUAUGAUAAAAUUAUCUAUAUUGAUUCUGAUUCACCUAAUGGUACUUCUGAAGAAGUUAAAUCCACUUUUGAUGCUAACACAGUGCCAGAAGAUGAAGUUCCUUCAUCUAAUCCAUCAGAUCUUCUAAGUGGGAGUGACAAGACAACAACUGACAUUAGGAACCAAGAGGAUUUAAUUAAUAGUAACACAAUUUCAAAGAAACCUGUCCAUCGAAAAUCUAUUUUUUGUGAUGUAUGCAAAAAGACUUUCCAUCAUUCUUACCAGUUAGUAAUACACUUGAAUUCUCAUAAUUGCCAAAGAAAUUUUGAGUGCAAAUUUUGUGGCAAAACAUUCCAACAAGUUGCUCGUCUCAAUUCUCAUUUACACACACACACUGGAGCCAAACCAUAUAAAUGUUCAUUUUGUGGUAAAGGGUUUGCUGAUCGGAGCAAUCUUAAGUCUCAUCGUCGUCUUCACACAGGUGAAAAGCCAUUCAAAUGUACUUUAUGUUUUCAAGAGUUCACGUUUCACAUCCAACUUAAUCGCCACAAACGUAAUUGCAAAGCAGCUGAGCCUGUUGUAUUGGAGAGCAAUACAUCAUUUAGUAGUACUGAUAAUAAUAAUAAUAAUAAUGAUGUUGAUACUUUACUACCAACCAUCUCAAUGCCAUCCCAUGUUUACAACAUUAACAAUAGCGGUACCAAUUACAGUAUCCAACUUAAUCCAGAUUUCAUAAAAAACUGUGAUAAUUCCGAAACUCUUAAUAGCUCAGUGAAUUCUUCCUGUGAAGUAGAUUCUACUUUAAAUCAAUCCGAUUUGAUAGAGCCUGGUAGUAAAGAUAACAUUGUUGAUCUUACUGUUGAAACACCAGAUAAUAGCACUGAUGAGCAAAAUAUCUGUUUGAAACCAUGGAAAACUACUGAUAGAAACCUUUUAUCCAGGUUAUCUACAUUUGAUGGUAAACUUCAAGAUAAUACUUCUAACCAACAGAUAGAGUUCCCUUCAGAGUUUUCUAAAGACUGCUUAAGGCAAUGUCACAUUGACUUGUCUGAGGAUUAUGAUAAUGACCUGACAACUACUACCAAUUGCAAUAGCAAUACCUCUGACUAUAGUUCUUUGUCUUCAGGAUCAAAAUCAGAGGAAGCUUUGUUAACUUGCCAAUAUUGUUACAAGUCAUUUUCUAAGAAGGAUGACUUAGACAAACAUUGUAAGAAAAGCCAUAGCAAAUUUCCUUUAGAAACCUUCAAAGUGAAAGCCAAUGUGAGCAACAUGAAAAAGCCUUAUACUUGCAAAUUUUGUCCCAAAUCAUUUCUACAACCUAGUCAUUUAAAUGCCCAUAUCAGGACUCACACUGGAGAUAAACCGUUCACUUGUCAAUUUUGUAAUAAGGCUUUCUCUAAUCAAAGCAAUCUUAACACCCACAUGAGGCUACACACUAAAGUGAAACCCUUCAAAUGCCUUAGCUGUAACCAGUCCUUCACAUUUCACAUUCAGUUGCAACGGCAUAAAAUUAAAUGCUUUGGUAACAAGAAUCUCUCCAUACAAUAUCCAUCCAAAGAGAAAAUAUCAACUAUUUCACUUAUCUCUCAAGUAGACAAGCUUUCCAGUUUUGAACAAAGUGGAACAGAAUUAAGAAACAAAGAGUCAAGACAUUUCAUCUCAUCCGUUAAAGAAGCUAAUGGUUCUCCAGACAGUUGUUAUAUGGAAAACCCUUCAAAUACUACAUCAUCUCUUCAGGUUAACACAGCCAACAAAACAGUAAAGACAAAUAAUUGUGAAACACAUUACAGCAAUCCGUUAAGUAUUGGUGUAAUGGAAGAGAAUCAAGUGGAAGUUGCUGAUGUUGGUGAAACUAAAGAAAAUGUACCAGAAAUCAAGGAAGAAUGGAAAAAACACAAUAUGUCGAUGAGUACUGAAAUAAAUCAGUCUGAUGCAGCUGAUUCAUUAACUAGAAGUAAGUCUACUACUGAAGAGUUAACCCUUACUGAAAAAUCCAUUGUAGAAUCUACACCAAUAGAUAAAUCUUUAGAGCUGACUGAUAAAAAUCAAAUUCCCUUGCAGUCAAAUUUGCUGAGUUAUCAUCCUGGGAAAAAGUUAUUUCGUUGUAAAUAUUGCAAAAGGAAUUUUCUUGGACUUUAUCUACUGUCAGUGCAUCUACGAUCCCACAACUUUGCAACGAGUGAGAAAAUGUUUGAAUGUGCUUUAUGUAAAAAGUCUUUUCAGAAGGCUGGCCAGCUUAAUAGCCAUGUACGUACACACACAGGAGUCAAGCCAUUUUUGUGUCAGUAUUGUGGGAAAGCCUUUGCUGACCGUAGUAACUUGAAUACUCACAGGAGAACUCACACUGGAGAAAAACCAUUUAAAUGUUUAUUUUGUGGAAAAGCUUUUACAUUUCAUAUCCAGCUUAGUCGACAUAAAAGAGUCUGUAAACCUUCAGCAUUAGCACAGUUACAUCAUCAAUAUCAGAAACGAAGUAAUUCUUUGCAAAUUCCUCUUCAAAAUACUGUAGAACAAACUAAUUUGGCAAAUAAUUCCAGUCUUUCAAAGAAACUUGGCCAAUCUGGAGAUAUAUUUUUCAGUGACAAAACAACUGACCGCAUACUCAACAGUAAUGAAAUCCAUUUUAAGGAUCCUUUAUCAGUUCAAGUUUACAAUAACCAAGCUGAAUCAAUGAUGCCUUAUAGUACCACUAGUCUACAGGAAGAAGCUGAAUUACAGGAUUGUAACAACAGAACUGUUACUAGCAGUAAGUCAGACAAUUUACUCCUUCCAAGACCUGGUAACAGUUUAGAACAGGCUGAACAAAAACCAAAUUUUAAUUAUCAGGAUGCUUCCUCUAGAAAAGCUGUGGAAUUAAAAACUAUCUCUACUCAACAGAACUUAACAGAAAAUCAAUGUAAUCCAGAUGUGUAUAGCAAUGAUAUCAUAAAAUCAUCCCGAUUUUCUGAAGACCAAGAUUCUAUAAAUAAUUCUUUGUCAACUUUUACAUGUAACAAAAUAUCAGGGACUGCUAACAAAAACUAUUGCAAUGAUAAUGUUUCCCGAAUGAAUUCAUUAACACAAUCUGGAGAGGAAGCCAGUUCUUUUGUGAAACCAGGCAUAUUUUGCAAUGAUAAUGACAAUGUUGAAAUGAGAUCCAAUGUCUCAUCAUAUACUCAAAGAAACAAUGAGAGUUUGGCCACAAAUAGCAGUUUGUUUCCUUGUUGUUACUGUGGUAAGGUUUUCAAACUAGUGACUACACUAGCAGUUCAUAUUAGGUUACAUACAGGAAGUAAAGUAUAUGAGUGUGAAUUUUGUGGUGAAACUUUUUAUCGAUUUACAGAGCUAGCAGUUCACUUGAAGCUUCAUCCCCAAGAAAUAUUGUUUCAGUGUGAAUAUUGUGAUCUGACGUUUUCACGUGAUUGUCAUUUGCGACUCCAUGAAAAGAGCCACUUGUUAAAGGAUGGAGUGCUUCAGGAGAGCAUAGCUCAGAAAACCUUAAAGCAGAAAUUAAAUAAUGACAAUAAUUUCAUUUGUCCUAUAUGUUAUUGUAUAUUUCCCAACAGUUUUACUUUAGACAACCAUUUAACAACUCACACAGCUGGGAAAUUAUAUCAGUGCCAAACAUGCAAACAAGCUUUUACAUUUCCUCAGCCUUUCAAAAGGCACAUUCAAGAAUGUCAACAAUUAUUGAAGGAUCAAGAAUCUACUUUUAUCUUGGAGCCAAUUUCAACCCAGAACUCACAGCCAUUUUCCUCCCAAAAUGUCUUCAGAAAGGAUUUGUUGGCUAAUAAGACUUCUCGAGAACAGCUGCAACCUGUUGGUUUAUUUUCAAAUACUGGAAGACUCUCCUCUUUAGCAAUGGAAUUAUGGAAGCUGCCUCCCAAUCUUGAUACCAUAAACCAGCAUAAAAAGCAAUUUACAGAUAAUAACAAUUCAGUUCUCUUAGCCCCUUCAGAAAUUGAUGGUAAUGAAAACUUAGUGUGUAAUUAUUGUGAACGUAAAUUUUCUUCUUGCAAAUCACUUAAUUUACAUCUUAAAACUCAUCAUGCAAAUUUUAGCACCAAGAAAGUGUAUCGUUGUGAAUUUUGCAUGAAACUCUUUUUCCAGCAAUUGUUACUUGAUAAACAUAAAAGAACUCAUCAUACCCAAAACCCAUAUAAUUUAAAGCGAGAAAGUCUUAAAUGUCGAUUCUGUGCAAGGACAUUUCAACAGUCGAGCCACCUGAAAUCACAUAUUCGGCACCAUACAGGUGACAAGCCUUUCAAGUGUCAAUACUGUGGUAAAGCUUUCUCUGAUCGCAGUAAUUUGAAUACUCACAUCCGUACACAUACAGGAGAAAAACCAUUCAAAUGUACCAAAUGUAGGUGUGCAUUUACAUUUCACAUCCAGUUGACACGGCAUAAAAGAAUUUGUCAGAACCCCAGAGAUGAGACAAACUCAACUACAGUCUCUGGAGAUAGACAACAACAUGAUGAAUCUAGAUUAUCUCAGGCAACAAACUCCUUUAACCAUUGUUUCCCAGAAUCAACAUCAAGUUGUAGUAUUCCUGACGUAGCACAGUCAACAAACGAACAUUCUGAAAAUAUAAAUCUUGAAAGUAAUUUAAGAAUUCCAUUGUCCCCUUUGUUUUUCAGUAGUAAUAUUUUAGAAGAUAAUAACUUAAAUCAACCAAGAAUUUUGACUUCAUCCAAUUCAACAGAGCAGUUUGCUUCAAAGCUACCAGAUACAUCAUCCAAAUGUGAUUCCAGAUUAUCUGAUAGAGUUUCAACUACAAAAAGUAGCAGUCAUUCUCCAACUAACCUUCAUUCAAGUCAUUAUAACACUGAAGCUGAUGUUUUAGAUUGCAAACCUAUCAUUGAAGUAGAUGCUAAUAUUUAUUUGCAGCCCACUGUCAGUAUAAAAUCUGAACCUUUUCCCCCAGAUGAACAACUUUUAGUUUGUCCAUCUGAGAUCACUUCUAACAUGCCAUUUAAUGUGAAUACAGAUAAAAUGUUUAAUGAUACUAGGAAUACUUCAGAGUUGGAAAAAUUUCCAGAUUGUGCUAAAGAAGAAGAAGAUUUGAAACCAGAUAUCGUAUCAGUAGAUUAUGUUAAAUGUCAAGGGGAUGAGAUUGGUAAAAGACAAAUUUCUACAAUUGAUUCUAUUCAAAUGGAAGAAAAUCCACAUUCAAUAAAUAAUUCAUUUUCAGACACAAAUCAUUCCACAUGCAGUAGUGCAGCUAAUAAGUCUUCUGAACAUGUGGAAGAUGUUUCUAAUACUAAUGAGAAUGAGAACUCUUCUAGUAAACCUCUUCACAGUUAUACUGCUGUUGAUUGUCUAUUUGGUAGUGAUGUGACUAUUCCAGAUAAAGAUAACACACAUUCUUUGAAACCAAACCACUUAGAUGAAACAUAAUUUACCAUAAAGCUCACUCUUCAUAACCUAAAACAAUGAAAUUAUAGAAAACACAAAACUCAAACAAUACUACACUACUGUUGUUUAUAGUGUUAUUGAGUGUAUUAAAUUUUGUGUUGAUUUUAGUUCUGCUGAUAUCACACUUCACGAAUACAACCCAUUUGUACAAUUAUAGGCAAAAACCGUCCAAUCUUUUCAAAGUGUAUUACUUUUUCUCUCUCUCUCUUUACAAAACAAUCUUCAUUACUAAAUGUGAAGUGAGAUCAAAACGUUCUGAGAUAAAAUUUAUUGCAGAAUGCUUCAAAAGGUUUCUCAUCUUCUGUUCAUUUUUAUAAUUUUCACAAUUUUUUCAUUUUUAUACAAAGAAAAAUAAACAUAUCAAUAUGUCAAUCAGUCACACAUAUUUUAUACAUUUAACAAUUGUUUUUUUUUUUUCCAGAUUAAAUUAGCACAUACACCUGUCUAUGUAUUACAAUAAAGCUGAAUUGAAUUUUUA
Octopus bimaculoides (California two-spot octopus) is the source of this 7538-nucleotide messenger RNA. RefSeq lists its product as uncharacterized. Gene Ontology annotation, biological process: regulation of gene expression. Lineage: Eukaryota; Metazoa; Mollusca; Cephalopoda; Octopoda; Octopodidae. Gene Ontology annotation, cellular component: nucleus. The record is from RefSeq and is a predicted model, not a curated record.